AAUGAAAGCCAUGCAUAAAUAUUUUAUAAAAAUACCUUUAUCUAAAUAGGCAGUAACAUCUGAUUUUUUCAAUAAAUCCAUAUAUAAAGGAUAUACAUUACUGCCAAAUGGAAUGUGUAUUUUGAAAUAUGAACCUCAAGUAACUCUUUAACAUCUGGAGUAGAACCCAGGUAUCUGCCAAAAGAAACUUCUCAGCAGCUGUCCUUUGCUGGAAGGAAACAAUGCGUGUCUCUUUUUCUGGGCUUUUUUGCUUGGCAAAUUUCUAACAUCACUUCAGCAGAGUUUUGUAUUUGACUUUCGACCUCGUGGCUAUUUGACCUGCCAACUAUUAUUUUCUUUUAGGCACUUACUCCACCCAAUAUUUAGUUUUCCAGGGCAGUCGUGUCUGUUUCCUUCUCCACUUCACCUUCAGAAAGGCCAUGCUCUAGGCGCUGGCUUAGCAUCCACCCCGUGAAGACUCUGACCCAUAUGCGGACAUCACGUCGGCGACCUGACGCUGACACCGCUCUGGAAGCCAAGGCUCCUGGUUUCUGCGUAACCCGAGCCCGGGGCAGGCCAGGCCUCGCCCAGGCCACCGUGCGGGCUGGGGCCUCGAAGCAGGAAAACGACGCCCUUUCCGGUCUCCUGUUCCUUCUCAGGGCGGACGAAUCGCGGGGGACGAAAGGGAGGCCGAUUCAAAAAUUAAUAAUAAUUCUCGGGCUCAGGGCGUGCGCGGAGGCGGCCGGGAUGAUCGGCAGGCGCAGGUGUCGCCGCCCGGGGAAGGUCACCUCCCCGCGGCUGCCGCGCCCGGAGCGCCCCCGCUGCGUCGGGGCAGCCGCCACGCGCUCGCCCCGCUCGAGGUUUCUCCUCGUUGUGGAAGGAACUGAAUGAUGUAAGCAGGUGUACGGGAAGCUCCCUGAGGGCUCUUGGACCCCAUCCCCUUUCAGAGCCGCUUUUCAAGCUACUUGAAAAAAAAUGAUGUGAGAGUUCCUGCCAAAAAAGAUUUUCAGAAACAUAUAACAUCCGUGAAGAAAGUGGCCCUUUUCCUCUUUUUGCAAAGAAAGACAUUCCAAAAUUUCAAAAUGCCAGCCAAGACCCCAAUCUAUCUGAAAGCUGCUAACAACAAAAAAGGAAAGAAAUUUAAACUGAGGGACAUUUUGUCUCCUGAUAUGAUUAGUCCGCCCCUUGGGGACUUUCGCCACACCAUUCACAUCGGCAAAGAGGGCCAGCAUGACGUCUUUGGAGAUAUAUCCUUCCUCCAGGGGAACUAUGAGUUACUGCCUGGAAACCAGGAGAAAGCUUGCUUGGGCCAGUUUCCUGGGCAUAACGAGUUCUUUCGCGCCAAUAGCACCUCAGACUCCAUGUUCAUUGAAACACCCUCCCCAGUGCUCAAAAACGCCAUCUCCCUCCCUACCAUUGGAGGUUCCCAAGCGCUCAUGUUGCCCUUACUGUCACCAGUGACAUUUAAUUCCAAACAGGAGUCCUUUGGGCCGCCAAAGCUGCCCAGGCUCAGCUGCGAGCCUGUCAUAGAGGAAAAAGCUCAGGAGAAAAGCAGCCUGUUGGGAAAUGGGACCAUCCACCAGGGUGACACCUCGUGGGGCUCCAGUGGCUCGGCCUCGCACUCCAGCCAGGGGAGGGACAGCCACUCCUCCAGCUUGUCUGAACAGUACACUGACUGGCCAGCCGAGGACAUGUUUGACCAUCCUGCCCCGUGCGAGCUCAGGAAGGGAAAGACUACGUCCGAGGAGUCCCUCUCCGACCUGACCGGUUCUCUCCUCUCCCUGCAGCUUGAUCUGGGGCCUUCACUUUUGGAUGAGGUGCUGAAUGUCAUGGAUAAAAAUAAGUAACAGGAUGCUCUUUCUGCUUUGGGGCAAAAGGUACCAAAAGAAAGAAAGGAAAAAAAGUAACUGCAGUUGAAAGAAAGAGCUUCCCUGGCUGUUUUUUGCAAUCUUGUGUUGCAUUUUCUAAAAUAAUAUUCCUAUUCCUAUAAAAAUAUUUUUUUAACUGUUUGCAAAAGUCAUUUAGAAAAAAAUAACAACAAAAAUCCUGUCCUGGCAGAAAGAGAAAGUGAGUCCGAGCCCAUUUUCAGCAGGCCCUGCUGCUGUUCAGCUCAAGCUUUCUUGUUUGCAGACGCUAAGAAGUCCAGCCCGGCGGGGUUGGCGCUGGCCGGGAGGGGCUGGCUGAGUCCUGCAAGGAACCUGGCAGCACUCUGACAUUUUUCUGAGCAUGGGAAAGUCGAAAUGUGUUUAACACCCAAGCCUUUUUUCUAGACUCUUUUGUACAUUCAAUGGUUUGGGCUCACGAGUUCGCCAGUGUUAAAACUUUUCUGUGUUUUCACAUUUGAGCAACUUUAAUGGGUUUUGGGGGUUUCUGUGUAGUUCUUACGUAUCUCUCAUAUAUUAUACUGUAUCUAUAUUGCAAACUUUUGACUGUCAGCUCCAUGUUGGUAAGACACAAGGUAUUAUUGUAACUAAGUUAUUUUUAAAGUUAAAAUAUAUUUUUAUGUGCCUUUGGCUUUUUAUUGCAGAGUCUACAUUUUAUAGGUAACAUCAAAUGUCAUUUACUUGUUUCUGUAGCGGUUCCAUUGUAAACUAUGGCUAUGUGUGUUUGGGAAGAUGUAUUCAUACUUAGCUUUUUGUUUUCUUUCUUCCUCAUCUGUUACCAUCCUUCCAACAGCAGUCAACAGUGCGUUGUUAAGUAAAAAGGCGCAGGUUACUCAUAAUACUUCUACAGAGACUGGGGGCUACGCCGUGUAAUGUUAUUUUGGAAAUAUGGGUAUUUUAGUACAGUAAAUUUUGCAUUACUUAGGUACUUCAUACAACACAAUAAAGAGUAAAUGUUAAAGAGAGCUUGCUCAUUUAUAGUAAUAAACAAGGACAUAAGAAAAUAAGAUUUCUUCAUGACUGGCUAGAAAAAUUGCUUCUCUAAAAAGUACCUUUCUUGGCCUGUUAAAAUAAGGUAAGAAAUGAUUUCAGUCCAUCCUUUUUACUUUCUGAAGAUUUGAUAUGCUAAAAACAGGAGCCCUCAACUUGAGAGGAAAUGAAUGUAUGUGAUGUAUUUUUUUUUUUUUUUAACUAUGAACUUCUCAAGGCACAUGUCUCUGCCCCCCAUAUGGACGCCAUCUACAGCAGGCCCCGCAAGCUGGGUCUUUUGUGCAUUCAGCUGGUCUGCAUGGGAUGAGACUAUCGCAGUUACAAGGAGGGCAAUAGAAAGCGCUUCCCUGCCCCAGAGCAGCUCAAGGUCCCCUAGGGUGUUGGUUUAGAAAACAGGAACAGGAAAUGUACACACAGACUCCUGCCUU
Molecule: messenger RNA, 3280 nt
Organism: Octodon degus (degu)
Lineage: Eukaryota; Metazoa; Chordata; Mammalia; Rodentia; Octodontidae
Gene: Cdc42ep3
Product: CDC42 effector protein 3
Exons: 2
Coding region: 1062-1826 (254 amino acids)
Source: RefSeq, a predicted model, not a curated record